Molecule: messenger RNA, 1778 nt
Organism: Elgaria multicarinata webbii
Lineage: Eukaryota; Metazoa; Chordata; Lepidosauria; Squamata; Anguidae
Gene: EFEMP2
Product: EGF containing fibulin extracellular matrix protein 2
Exons: 12
Coding region: 50-1390 (446 amino acids)
Molecular function (GO): calcium ion binding
Source: RefSeq, a predicted model, not a curated record
GCCUGAAGCACGGCGGAAGAAGGCCACAGGGAAAUCGCUCGGUAGAACAAUGAAGCCUGUUUCAUGCCUCCUUUUAGCAACGCUUCUGAGAGCGUCCGUUUCACAAGAACCGGAGGGAACCGAGUUUUACACGACAAACGAAUGCACAGAUGGCUACGACUGGGAUCCUGACAGCCAGCACUGCAAAGAUGUGAAUGAAUGUGAGACCAUCCCCCACGCCUGCAAAGGGGAGAUGAAAUGCAUCAACCAUUACGGCGGGUACCUCUGCCUCCCCCGCUCAGCCUCGGUGAUCAACGACGUGAACUCUGACCGAGCCCCCCCGCCCAGCCCUCCUCGGCCAAGGCCCCCCCAGCCCCCCCAACAUGACUUCCGACAGAACACCUGCCCCCAGGGCUACGAACCAGACAGGCAUGGAUCGUGUUUGGACACGGACGAGUGUGAAUACGAUCUGCACGACUGUCAGCCAAGUCAGGAGUGCAUCAACACCAUGGGAGGCUUCCAUUGCCAGUGCCCGGAUGGCUACCGGAAGAUCGGCACGGAAUGUGUGGAUAUCGACGAAUGCCGUUAUCGGUACUGCCAACACCGCUGUGUCAACUCGCCCGGGUCGUUUUCCUGCCAGUGUGAACCCGGCUUCCAGCUGGCCAGCAACAACCGCUCGUGUGUAGACGUAAACGAGUGUGAGAUGGGAGCCCCGUGCGAACAACGCUGCUUCAACACGUACGGCACGUUCAUUUGCCGCUGCAAUCAGGGCUACGAGCUGGACCACGACGGCUUUACCUGUAAAGAUGUGGAUGAGUGUAGCUACUCCACCUAUUUGUGCCAGUUCCAGUGUGUGAAUGAGCCAGGACACUUCUCUUGCGCCUGCCCUCAAGGAUACCAGCAACUGAGCACCCGUCUCUGCCAAGACAUCAACGAAUGUGAGACAGGAGCCCACCAGUGCACCGAAUCCCAGAAUUGUGUCAACUUUCACGGCGGUUACCGUUGUGUUGAGAAAAACCGCUGCCAGGAACCCUACAUACAGGUCUCAGAAAACCGCUGUCUCUGCCCUUCCACGAACCCACUCUGCAACGAAAAGCCCUCGUCCGUCACCCACCGGUACAUGAGCAUCACGGCUGACCGAACGGUGCCCUCCGACAUCUUCCAAAUCCAGGCCACCAGCAUCUACCCGGGAGCCUACAACACUUUCCAGAUCCGCUCAGGCAAUGAACAAGGAGAGUUCUACAUCCGACAAAUCAAUAACAUCAGUGCAAUGUUAGUUCUGGCCCGGCCGGUGACCGGGCCCCGGGAGUUCGUCCUGGACUUAGAGAUGGUCACCAUGAACACCGUGAUGAGCUACCGCUCCAGCUCCGUCCUGCGUCUCACCGUCUUCGUAGGCGCCCAUCCGUUCUAGCCGUCCAGCGGCUCUGCCCUUACCUGGCCGAGGAGGGAAGGGGAAAACAUCCGGGGAGGGGGAAUCACGCGCUGAGGCGUCACGGCCCCAACUACCAAGGCAGCAAUGCCGCAGGUCUCUCCCACCCGCCCACGAACCAGAAGCACUGCUUGGAUGAAGCUUCUAGCGGCCAGAGCUGCGGCUUAAUGAAGUGCACCCGUCCCCACACAAUGACAGCCACCCCCCUCCAACGCUGCCCUUUGAGCCGCAGCACUGCCCAGUGAUGAAACCCUGUCUCCUGCUCCCAAGUAGAGGGAAGCAAGGAAGAGAAGAAGCCAGCCCUGCAUCUCCAAAAACGGAGGGGACUUUUGAACCUUGCUCAAAAGAGGGAGACCGACAAAAAUUAGUA